GUGCAGAGGACACACACAACAGCAGCAGUGAUGAUGUCAGCGUCACACAGGAUGAUGAUUGGUCGACUCACCCAGCCCUGCUGCGUGAUGAUUGGUCUGCUGCUGUUGUGGCCCCUCCCCGCGGCAUGGGGCUUCUCCAGACUGUGUUCAGACCUGAGUCUGCGGUCUGCCUUCUCUGCUGUCCGCUCCAGCUCCAUGGAGGGAGGAGGGGAGCACCUGGCCGUCACCUUUGACCAGGUGACUGUGGACGUGGGUGGAGACUUCCAGAAGGACACGGGCCUGUUCACCUGCAGGGUCCCAGGAGCCUACUACUUCAGCUUCACUGUGGGCAAGUUCCCUCACAAGGAGCUCUCCGUUAUGUUGAUGAAGAACCGAAAUGAGGUGCAGACCAUCGUGUACGACGAAGACAACACAGACGAGCGCAAGAUGCAGAGCCAGAGUGUGAUGUUGCAGCUUGACUUCGGAGACACAGUUUGGCUGCGUCUCCAUGGCGACCCACGUUACGCACUGUACAGUAACACAGCGCACUACACCACCUUCAGCGGGUACCUGAUUUACCCCAGCCUGUACCCGGGGCUGUCAACUGACUAUGACACUCCACAGGCCAAUGAGCUGGACCCUAGCCCCACCCUGAGGACAGAAGACACUCAGAGGACAGAGGACACUGAGAGGACAGGGAGGACAGGGGACAGUCAGGAUGCACACAGACAGAGGGCAGCAGAGAGCAGAGAGAGCACAGAGCACAGCCUCAAGAGCUCAGAGGAGGAGGAGCCAGAGGAAGACCCCCGCAGCGCCUUCUCUGUAGGACGCACCCAGAGCAUCGUAGGAGUAACCAGGGCGGGUCUUCCACACCACCGUCCAAUCAGCUUCGACUCUGAAUUCGUGAACAUAGGCGGGGACUUUAACAUUACGUCCGGUGUGUUCCUGUGCCGCGUGCCAGGCGUUUACUACUUCUCCUUUAACGCGGGCAAGCUGCCGGAGAAAAGGCUGUCGGUGAAGCUGAUGAAGAACCAGAUGGAGGUGCAGACCAUGAUCUAUGACGACAGCCGCGGGCAGAGGGCGCUGCAGAGUCAGAGCCUCAUGCUGUCACUGCGACGCGGAGACAGUGUGUGGCUGUACUCGCACCAGAGCCAGGGCUUCGGAGCGUACAGUAACCACGCCAAGUACAUCAACUUCAGCGGCUUCCUGGUGUACCCCGACCCAGCCAACAGGAGGCGUUAGUCUUAUCAGCUCUCAACAUCUCAGCACAGAAAAAUUCUCCAUAGCUGUGUCCGAAUGUCCACCCUUGCCCCUGACCCAUCAUUCACUACAUGAAAAAAAGUCAAAACUCCAAUAUAACCGGAUUAUUUUAUUUACAAUUAACCUAAGUAUUUAUGGAUUAAUAACCUUACCAGUUUUUGUCAAGCUGGAUCUCACAUAAAUGGACUGGAUUGUCUGAGAUGAAGAAAUGAUCAAUUAUUUAACACCUCAAGCUAAAGCUGCUAACGCUAACAACACAGCAACGGUUUAUUUAAGUGAUGUAUUCAUAAUCAGGGAUCAACAGUGCAAUAAACCAGCGCUUCAUCUGCUUCAUUCAGUCGUGUUGUGUCCAGUUAAAGACCUGUGCUUGUCCGCUGGUGUUUUUGUGACUGUCCCAAUGCAUUGUGGUCUAUAUUGACCGGUCUAGUGAUCACCGAUGCCCACUUCUUUUCAAGGUGCAUUGCGCAUUGGGAAAUUGUGAGUGCACUAUUUUUUCACUCCCUGGACAUUCGGACACGAGUAAAAAUGGCAUGACCCCUAAAUAGUGCCCUUAGUAGGGAAUAGUGUGGACGUUCGGACACAGCCCGACCCUGAGAAGAAGGAAUGUGUCAUAAGAGAAAAGAGAAAUGAGGAAAUGACUGAAGGACCCUUAACUUGAGUAAAUCGCUGUCUCCUAAACUGUGCACACUGUAACCAUGAAUCUGAAUCUUCCACUCAUCAACGUGACCUCUGAAUGUACGAGUCCUGCAGGGUGUGCUGAGGCUGAGGUGUUUGGCUCAAAGGCACAGGGGCACAGGGUAGAGCAGAGCAGGGCCAGGGCUUUGCUUCAGCUCAUUGUCUCUCAUCUACACACUGGCCAGAAAGUCCAAUAACUGCAUAUUGCAAUGAUAACAGGAGUAUAUUGUGUAAACUCAGAUAAUGGCGGUUAAGGUUACACAAGGAGUACUACUGCAUGUGAACACCUUACUGCACAAGAUUACUGCACUUGACAAAAAACAGACUGCUGGAAAAUAAUACCAAUGUUUAGAAGCUUACUUGCACAUUUUAGACCAGCAAAGACACAAAUUAUGAUCCCUUCACAACAAAACUCCUCCACAAUGGACUAUUAGCGUUUAGAGAGGCAAGUAGCCUUCCAUCUUCUUUAUUCUGGGCCAGGUCAUGGGGCAAUAGUCUACGAAGGGAUGCCCAGGCUUCCAUCUCCACUGAGGGAUCCCAAAGUAUUCCCAGGUCAGCAUGUCCUGGCUGGAUCUCCUGCUGGCGUUGGGGGAUAUGCCCAUAACGUCUCUCCAGCGACGUGUACAGGAGGCUUCCAAAACAGAUGCCUGAUCCAUCAGCUGGCUCCUCUCGACGUGGAGGAGCAGCAGCUCUACUCUGAUCUCCUGAGCCCCUAACUCUAACAGUAAAGGAGUGCAAAGUAGAAUGAUUUUGUAUGCUAAAUACUAAACCUCAUGACGAACCUAAACCCCUCAUAGCGCUGCGUCCUCCUCAGUAUUGGACUUUCUGACCUGCAUGUGAACAGAAAGCCCACAGUAAACGUACAGCUCUUCAGAUCAAUGUGAUGCGUCCCAGCUCCUUCCCUCCAGUCCCAGCUCCUUCCCUUGAGUCUUGGCUCUGUGGAUGACCAAUCAGAGAGUGACAACAGCAGCACGGUCCAAGCACAACAGACAGCACCAUGCACACGCCUCAGGUCCAGCUGGACAGACUGGUGUAGCACAGGCCCUGAUGGAGCUUUCCACAGCAUAUGUUUCUACAGUUUCUGCAAAUAUGGGAACAGGGCUGUGGGAACAUAGGUAACACAGGUGACUUAAAGACACUGUACCUGAUUUUUACCAUCUUAAAAAUGUGAAAAACAGAACUAUUUCAUUUUAAACAGUUUGUAAAAUUACUCCUCACUUACCUUAUGCAUUCUAAGCAUCUUAAUUAUUCACCAGGAUGAGUUUAUAAGCCCUUCUCACAACUCUCAGAGACCAAAGAGGAGCCUAUACAAUAUAUCUGUACUGGGGCAAGACACAAUUUGCUCAAAUACGUGGAAGAAAAAUCAGGUGCAGCCUUUAAGCUCCUGUUCCAGACUGUAUAAACCAAAUCCAAGUCUGGAAAACAGAAGUGUGUUGGUUCAUUUGAAGAAACAUACAAAUCAAUGGACUGGACUGCAACCAACUCACUCUACCUGCUCCACUGACAUAACAAUAAGUACUUUAUAAAGAAACAGAUUGAGCUGGAGGACAGGUCAGACUUCUAUGGCGGAAUAGGAUGGUAACUGUCAAAAUGGGUUUGUUUAUGAUUACUGGGUCUAUGCACGUGAAACAAAAGAAGUCCUGUGCUUCUCAAACUUGUUAUCCAAUUUGAAUCCAGCUUGGAAUUCUGAAAUGAGCUUCCAAGUAGGAAUUUCCAAGUUGGAAGGGUGUUCCAGUAUGUCAGGGAACCAGAAUACACACUUCUCUAAUACUUUAUGAAGGUAUGAGUCCAGUUAUGUUGAAUCUCCCUGACUUUAGAUGGACGUGAUUGACAGGUGGAUUAGCGAAUCAGGGACACACAUGGUCCAUCUGUAUCAAAACAAAUAUGGCUGCUUACGAGGAACAAAAAGAGGAACAAAAUAUCACAGGGGACUGGAAAAACACUGCGGAUUCCAGCAGAAUCAAUGAGAAUCUCCUUGCGUCACUGAAAUAAACUGGCUCGAGGCAGAAAGAUAUCAUUUUGGAUUUGCCAGAUAAGGGAUUUCUAACUUGGAUCCAGCUUUUGACUCUGAAAUCAUAAAUAAGUUUCCAAGUAGAAAUUCUGAAUUGGAAGGGUGCUCCAGUAUGAACGCAUAAGCCAGACUCAGAGGAAAACUGAAACGCAGAAUAUGUACCACCAGGACAUUGUAGCCUAUUUUUUGAUUCACCCAUAUCGCCCCCUGCCCUCCAUCUGAAAUGAGAAGACAUCACAUUCUCUAUAAUGUCAGCACAACCUAUUAAAAUGUGUCUCUUAAUAGAAUUCAUAAAUGCACAUUAACUUUCACCAUUCAGAGUUAUCAUAAAGAGCACAACACGCAAGCAUGUUUUUAUUUUAUGACAACCCCCACAACGGUAGCUGUAUCGGAUGUUUAAAGUGCAUAUGACAGGUUAAACGACCCUUUUCACUAAACAGAGUAAACAUCAUCGACGUUAAAGCAGACCUAUUCUGUAAGAUGGACUUUUCAGAGUUUCCCCUCAACAUUUACUCACCCACAAAGUUAUAUUUGGAGUGAUUCGUGCGUGUUUGAGCAAUCUCUAAUCGUUUAUGUUCAAGACGCCAUUUUGUAGAUCAACCCCUGUUUUCACUGCCCACUUUGACGUACUGAUAUCCCUCUCUAAUUUUAUUUAUUUAAUCUGCGAUACACGUAGAAUUCGGUAUUGUCAUGUGUAGCCAUUUUGGUACAGAUGUAAAAAAAAAAAAAAUGCAUGGCCCGCUAGUUUGACGUGCAGCUAUCCACGGGAGGGGCCGACAGCAUGUGACAAAUAGAUGUGAUGACGUUACGAUGACGUCAGCUCCCAUUGGGCUCCGUAGUUUCCCAAUUGGUUGAAAAUGUCCAAAUUAUAACAUAAGCCACAGGUGUCAUUGAUUAUAACUAUGUAGCAGACACAAGCACAAUAUGUCUGCUAUAAGAUCUGACUAAAAAUCAUAGUUUUUUCUAGCUUUUUAAUCUUGGUGAAGCUUAUGAGUUUACUUCCCAGUUGGAUUCCAUAUGGUUACCUAGCAACCAUAAUGAUAACACUAUUUAUGUUUCUACUAAUCAAUAUAUAGGACCUUUAUUUUCUUAACCUCCUGAGACCCGAGCUUUCGCAAGACUUUAUUUGCAAAAUCUAUUAAGUGCCAUUUUUUCUGAGUGUAAAAAAAACGAAAUGAGAAACAAUUGUGCCUCUAGGAACAAUGUGUCUCAUUUGAAGUGCUAUUGACAGGUGCAGGAAGACAUAUGCCUUU
Molecule: messenger RNA, 5178 nt
Organism: Periophthalmus magnuspinnatus
Lineage: Eukaryota; Metazoa; Chordata; Actinopteri; Gobiiformes; Gobiidae
Gene: c1qtnf4
Product: C1q and TNF related 4
Exons: 6
Coding region: 31-1221 (396 amino acids)
Molecular function (GO): protein binding
Source: RefSeq, a predicted model, not a curated record